GUAGACAUCGACAUUGUCAAAUCACGUCCUUAGCUGCUGAGAGGGGGAUAUUCGACAACACUAGACAAUGAAUCUGUAUUGUCUCCUUAUUAGAUGGUUUACAAAGGCAAAGUCUGAUUCACUCUUUGACUCUUCGUCAGAAGGAAGCAUGGCCACUCGCAAUUCAUCUUGGAUCUUCACAAUACCGUUGAUAUAAAAACCUCGUCUUCCACUUCGGCCAGCAUGUCUUGUAGGAUGUUGAACCCCAUACAACAACACCAAAAACCAAAAGCCAAAAACCUCCCACCAACCAAUAACGAAUACUCUAUCGCGGCAAUCAUGAAGACAAGUUUCGCCUCCACUCUGGCAAUUCUGCCUAUCCUCACUACCAUCUCGGCAUUUGAAGUGGCCGACAUCUAUAAGACCACCCUUGGCAAGUCGGACUGUACUGAUAUCCACUUGACGGAAGGGCAUGUCCUCCAUGCUAAUUGCGUCAAGCCCGGAUAUGGAUCUCGCGCGGAUUUCCAACUUGAUCUCAAUUCAUGCCUUGCCAACUACUUGGGUUCGCUAACCCAUGUAUCAAAUGGCGGGUUCAGUGGUUCGUGCAAGCCUUGCCGCAUCGACGGCACGAAACUGAUUUGCGAGUGCUCAAUCGACGAGUGUCUCGGUACUAAGCAUAAUGAAGUUGAGCUUGACGAUUGGGAUUUUAUUCAAGUCCACGAGGAGUCUUUGACUUGUGCUACCCUAAUAGGUCUUGAAAUGAGAGACACCAGUAAGAGCGCACGAUUCUUCACCGCUUAAGUUAUGGACUUUCCUUAUAUCUUCGGCCAUACCUUACCUUAGGUAGUGUAUGAUUUG
Molecule: messenger RNA, 837 nt
Organism: Daldinia loculata
Lineage: Eukaryota; Fungi; Ascomycota; Sordariomycetes; Xylariales; Hypoxylaceae
Exons: 1
Coding region: 223-780 (185 amino acids)
Source: RefSeq, a predicted model, not a curated record